Molecule: messenger RNA, 951 nt
Organism: Paraglomus occultum
Lineage: Eukaryota; Fungi; Glomeromycota; Glomeromycetes; Paraglomerales; Paraglomeraceae
Source: the annotation of a GenBank genome assembly
AUGUCGACUAGUUUUAAAGGUGUCCAGUGGGCGAUAGGAGGCAAACAUGAAAACCGAAGAGACACUGAGGGCAGUGCAAAAGUUAUUGUGCUAAAAUACACCAACCAAGAAACUUCAGUGACAAUUGGGGAGUCUGUACGUGACGAAGAUGUCUUCAUCAUUCAAUCUGGCUGUGGCGAAAUCAAUGACAAUCUUAUGGAACUCCUCAUCAUGAUUAACGCAUGCAAAACAGCUUCGGCAAGAAGAAUAACAGCAGUGAUUCCAUGUUUUCCGUACGCUCGGCAGGAUAAAAAGGAUAAAUCACGGGCACCAAUUACGGCGAAAUUGGUAGCUAAUAUGUUGAUAGUAGCUGGAGCUAACCAUGUGAUCACAGUUGAUUUACAUGCAAGUCAGAUUCAGGGAUUUUUUAACGUUCCGGUAGACAAUUUGUACUGCGAGCCAUCGAUGUUGAAAUAUAUUAGGACGAAGAUACCGAAUUGGACCAAUGCAAUUAUUGUGUCACCUGACGCCGGUGGAGCUAAGAGAGCAACCUCAAUCGCCGACAGACUUAACCUCGACUUCGCUCUUAUUCACAAAGAACGCAAACGCGCCAACGAAGUCUCCCGUAUGGUUCUUGUAGGCGAUGUUCGAGGAAAAGUUGCUAUUGUCGUUGAUGACAUGGCUGAUACGUGUGGAACGCUAUCUAUGGCAGCGAAAACAUUGAAGGAGAAUGGUGCCACUAAAGUAUAUGCUAUAGUUGCACACGGUAUUUUAUCAGGGAAGGCUAUAGAUGUUAUUAAUAAUUCGGUAUUGGAAAAACUGGUGGUGACAAAUACAAUACCACACGAGGAUAAAAAGGCUAUCUGCAAGAAAAUUGAUACUAUAGAUAUUUCACCUACUUUGGCAGAAGCUAUACGGCGAACUCACAAUGGCGAAUCAGUCUCCUUCCUAUUCUCUCAUGCACCUGAAUAA